AUGACUUCUACUAGCGGCGCGAAGAUCUCAAUGUUUGGUGCCAAGUCCGGAUUCGUCAUCCCUAAAAACAAGUUAUCUGGGUCACUGAUCCCGAUUUUUCAACGCGGGAAAGCCCUGGGAGGUUCCGAUACGGAUAAUGGACUGCUCGCGAAGCUAGGGAAGAGGAAGACUAAAUGGGGACCUGAUUUGACACAAGAUACUGCCGUCAAGAAGGCUCGAGUUUUAGCUUAUCAGAAACGCUUGGGUCAAAUUACACAGAAAUUGGAAUCAGGAGCUCUUGAAGCCGAGGCUAAUAAAGAGUCUGAUUUUGCUGAACAUCUGGAUAUUGAAAAACGCGAAGUAAUUGGGGAGAUACUUGAGUUGAAUCCGAGGUACAAGGCUCCACCUGAUUAUAAGCCAUUGCUGAAAGAAGCUAGAUUGCCGAUCAAUGUCAAAGAACAUUCUGAUUUCAGCUUUCUAAGUCUCAUAUUUGGUUCCCAAGGCGAUACUCAGAAGCGGCUCGAAAAAGAGACUGGAGCCAAAGUGCAAGUUUUUGGUACUAAAACAGGAGGAGAGGAGGUUGAACUCUCUGCUACAGAUGAAAAUGAGAUCCAGACGUCCUGGCAAGAGUUAUAUUUUCAGAUAUCAUCUGACACUUACGAAAAAGUGGAUGCAGCUAUUGCUGUAAUUGAGCUGCUUAUCUCUUCAGUCUCUAGAAAUACAGGAGCUGGUGCUGCUCCUCCAUCUUCCAUAUCUGAAGAAACUUCAACCAUUCCAGGCAACAGCGACGCGCCUGCUACAGCCCCAAGCUCUGAACAACCAACUGAUAGAUCUGUUCAACCUCCACAAAGUCAAUUCCAACAGCAUGGAUCAUCUUUUCCAUCGGCUUUAAAUCAAAAUCCAUAUUACCCACCUCCUAAUCCCUCUGCUCCAAGUCUUGGUAAUCAUAUCCAGAAUCCAGAACUGCCAACCAAUUCUAUGAACCACAAUCUUCUUUUGGCUCAGCAACCACCUCCAAUUCCUCAUAACACAUCAUUACCUCCUGGCUCUCAAGUGCAUCGUCCACCAGAUUUGUUCUCUUUUUCCCUUUCCAGCACACCAAGGGCCUAUCCUCCUCCAUAUUCUGGCGGUCAGAUGCAACCAAUAGGACAACGAUCUACAAUGAGGCCGUCGACUGUAUGGACUUCCCAACCUACACCGAGCAGUGUAUUUAGACCAACGCCAUUGCCAGACAUAGUCCCAAGCAACAUGGCCCAGUCAGUACGGCCUCUAGGUCUUAACUUCAGUCCACAUCCGAUAGCUCAUCAGCCAGUGUCACCACAUAUUGCUGGAAGGUCUGUUGGUCCUGUUCCUACAUAUCCUCCCACAAAUACAGCUCCUAGGCCAUUUCACGGGGAUUUCGGUUUCCUCCCACAACCGCAGAUAUCUCCUAGACCCAACUCUCACACAGCUCAUCUCCCUCAUCUGGCAUUUCAAGCCCCAUCCGUCACUCAAGUCUCUCAUUUUGAGCAAAGUUUCAUAAGAUCACAGCAGUUUGGCAGGCAGAUGGAUCAACCCUUAGGCUACCCGCUGGCACAGUUUCAUGGUAACGUGAGAUCUUCCAACUUGCAGGACUUUGGACCUCCAUUGCCCCCGAUGAUCCCUAGGAACUUCCCUGGAGCUCAGUUCCCGCAGCAUCCUGCGAAUUUCCCUCCAAGACCAGUGUUUCAUCAUGAUAAUCUGAUCCCAAGGGGGCAACAACAGCUUCACCACCGGUCCAACGCUGGUGUGCAUCUAGUGUAUGACCCUUUUUCACCUAGUGACGCUUGA
Messenger RNA from Microthlaspi erraticum, 1788 nucleotides. Lineage: Eukaryota; Viridiplantae; Streptophyta; Magnoliopsida; Brassicales; Brassicaceae. The record is from the annotation of a GenBank genome assembly.